Molecule: messenger RNA, 4585 nt
Organism: Fukomys damarensis (Damara mole-rat)
Lineage: Eukaryota; Metazoa; Chordata; Mammalia; Rodentia; Bathyergidae
Gene: R3hdm1
Product: R3H domain containing 1
Exons: 27
Coding region: 444-3887 (1147 amino acids)
Molecular function (GO): nucleic acid binding
Source: RefSeq, a predicted model, not a curated record
CUGUUGACUUUCUAUUGUCUCUGAGUCCUCCUGCAAGUGCUUCAGCUUGCUCUAGCAGGCACUCCCAAUGCCUGACAGGCAGGAUGUGUAUGCAUGGAGCUCUCUAGAAGAGCAAUGCAGAGCAUCAGUUUGCAGAUAUUAUGGAAAGUACAUCUUCAUUAGCUCUGUAUGAUGAAGCAAAUACCAGUACAAUGAAGGCCACUGAAAAAUAUGAUAUAUUUGGUCAAAAACAGUUCAUUUCAGCCCAGGAAUCUACAGUGGUGACAAGGACAUGGGACUCCUGCCAGAUUACAAAUGGUUCAAUACAAUUGACAUACUGGUUGACAGCUGUGGAAAGGAACCUUGGAUUACUUUAUUUUAUUUUUGUGGAACAUCACAGUCUCAAAUCAAUCGGACACAUCAGGCUUCAAGUUCCCUGUAGAAUUCUGAAGUAACCUUUGCUAAUGAGGAUGUCUGAUACUAUUGCUAUAAAAGAUGAAACUGAAACAAUGAAGGAUUUGGAGGCAGAAAUGAAAGAUAAAACUACAGUUGAAAAUCUUAUCAAAUCAGAAAACUAUGGGAAGAUUUUGGCAGAGAAGAAUGAACAAUAUGUUGACAACAGUAUUGAUUUGCAGCGGCCACUGCAGUCAUUUGGACAGACAGGAAAAAGGUCUAAGUCAAGCUCAAAGUUAAAGCUAGUUCGGAGCCUUGCAGUAUGUGAAGAAUCUCCACCACCCCCUGCAACAGAGGUAUCACAGGAGAACCAGGAAAAAAUUCAGAUCCAGUUAACGCAAUCAUUUGAAAAAGAGGAGAAGCCCUCAAAAGAUGAAGCAGAAAAAGAAAAAGCCAGUGAUAAAUUGCCUAGAAAAAUGUUAUCAAGAGAUUCCAGUCAAGAAUACACUGAUUCAACUGGCAUAGAUCUACAUGAAUUUUUAGUAAAUACAUUAAAAAACAAUCCCAGGGACAGAAUGAUGCUGCUGAAAUUGGAGCAAGAAAUUUUAGAUUUCAUUGGUAAUAAUGAGUCACCACGUAAAAAAUUCCCCCCAAUGACAUCUUACCAUAGGAUGUUAUUACACAGAGUAGCUGCUUACUUUGGAUUAGACCACAAUGUCGAUCAGAGUGGAAAGUCUGUCAUAGUAAACAAAACUAGCAAUACAAGAAUACCUGAUCAGAAAUUUAAUGAACAUAUUAAAGAUGAUAGAGGUGAAGAUUUUCAGAAACGAUAUAUCCUUAAGAGAGAUAACUCUAGCUUUGACAAAGAUGACAACCAGAUGAGAAUACGUUUAAAAGAUGACAGAAGAAGCAAAUCUAUAGAAGAAAGAGAGGAAGAGUACCAGAGAGCUAGAGACCGAAUAUUUUCCCAAGAUUCCCUGUGUUCUCAAGAGAAUUACAUUAUUGACAGAAGAAUCCAAGACGAGGAUGCUAGUAGUACCCAGCAAAGGCGCCAGAUAUUUAGAGUUAAUAAAGAUGCUUCAGGAAGAUCAACAAAUAGUCAUCAAAGCAGCACUGAGAAUGAGUUGAAAUAUUCUGAACCACGACCAUGGAGUAGCACAGAUUCAGAUAGCUCCCUGCGAAACUUGAAGCCUGCUGUAACCAAAGCCAGCAGCUUUAGUGGCAUCUCAGUCCUGACAAGAGGUGAUAGCUCUGGAAGCAGCAAAAGCAUAGGCAGGCUUUCUAAAACAGGUUCUGAGUCUUCUGGUAGUGUAGGGUCAUCUUGUGGCUCUCUUUCUCACAUCCAGCAGCCUCUUCCUGGUUCAGCUCUCAGCCAGUCUUCUCAUGGUGCACCGGUCAUCUAUCCAGCUGUCAGCACUCAUAGUUCUCUUUCUUUUGAUGGUGGCCUAAAUGGGCAAGUCGCACCUCCUAGCACUAGCUUCUUUUUGCUUCCUUUGGAAGCAGCAGGCAUACCACCUGGCAGUAUUCUGAUCAACCCACAAACAGGUCAGCCCUUCAUAAACCCAGAUGGGAGUCCAGUCGUAUAUAAUCCUCCUAUGACUCAACAGCAAGUUAGAACCCAAGUGCCUGGACCUCCACAGCCACCACUGCAACCCCCACCACCUCAACAACCAGCGGCUAAUCACAUUUUCUCACAGGAAAAUAAGGCACCUGAAUGGACAGAAGAAGACCUUAGCCAGCUGACAAGAAGUAUGGUUAAAUUCCCAGGAGGGACCCCAGGUCGCUGGGAAAAGAUUGCCCACGAAUUGGGUCAAUCUAUGACAGAUCAGGAUAACCUUGGUUCUCAGUUCAGCCACAUGAGUCUUGCCCGCCAGCCAUCUGAUGGUUCUGACCCACAUGCUACCAUGUUCCAGUCUACUGUUGUUCUUCAGUCGCCACAGCAAUCUGGUUAUAUCAUGACAACAGCACCCGCACCACCACCUCCUCCUCCACCUCCACCUCUGCCACCUCCACCUCCUCCUUCCCUCCCACCUGGGCAGCCAGUCCCUACUGCUGGCUAUUCUGCCUCUGGCCAUGCUGUCAGCCAGCCUGUGCUCCAGCAGCAGGGAUAUAUUCAGCAGCCCUCAUCACAGAUAUCAGCCUGUUACUGUGCUCCAGGCCACUAUCACUCCAGUCAGCCUCAGUACCGCCCUAUCCCUUCUGUCCAUUACAGUUCACAUCUAAACCAACCACUGCCACAGCCUGCUCAGCAAACAGGUUAUCAAGUUAUGCCCAACCAGCAGCAAAACUACCAAGGAAUAGUUGGAGUUCAGCAGCCCCAGAGUCAGAGCCUAGUUGGAGGCCAGCCUAACAGCACUGGAAAUCAGAUUCAGGGAGUGGUCAUCCCCUAUCCUUCAGUGCCAUCAUAUCAGGUUUCACUGCCUCAAGGUUCACAAGGAGUGGCCCAUCAGACUUGCCAACAGCCUGUUAUGUUCUCUAGUCAGUCUAAUCCAGGAUCUAUGCCCACAGCAGGAAUGCCAGUUUACUACAGUGUCAUUUCACCUGGCCAACAAAAUAAUUUAAGCUCUUCAAUAGGUUACCUGCAACAUCCAGGAUCAGAACAACUACAGUUUCCUCGAACUACUUCACCAUGUGGUUUUCAGCAUCUUCAAGGCCACCAGUGUUCUGCCAUGCCGCUGGCGCCACCUGGUGGAGGAGUGGUGAUGAUGCAGCUCAAUGUACCAAACAAUCCACAAUCUGGUGCCCACUCACCCCCUCAGUGGAAACAAAAUAAAUAUUACUGUGAUCACCAGAGAGGGCAGAAGUGUGUCGAAUUUAACAAUGUAGAUAAUAUUGUCCAGCACAGUCCUCAACUCAGCAGUCCCAUUAUUUCACCAGCUCAGUCACCGGCACCAGCUCAGCUAUCUACCCUGAAAACCAUACGUCCCUCUGGACCACCACUUUCCAUCAUGCCCCAAUUUUCUAGAUCUUUUGUCACUGGGCAGGGAGAUGCCAGGUAUCCAUUGCUUGGCCAGCCACUGCAGUACAACCCUCCUGCUGUUAUGCAUGGACACAUUUCAAGCCAACAGGGUCAGGCUGGCAGCAGGCAUGGAAACCGAGGAAGGAGACAAGCUAAGAAAGCUGCAUCCACAGACCUUGGAGCAGGAGAAGCAGUUGUUGGGAAGGUCUUGGAAAUUACUGAACUACCAGAUGGAAUAACUCGCAUGGAAGCCGAGAAACUUUUUGGGGAACUGUUCAAAAUUGGCGCCAAGAUCCGGUGGCUCCGGGACCCCCAGUCACAGCCCCAGCUGCGUCGUCAUGCCGUCUGCUGUAGCAGUGGGGACAGCACUGUCAACCCUGAACGCUCCAAACCCAAUGACUUGGCCUCUACGUACACUGUCUUAGCUACAUUCCCCUCCAUUUCAGCUGCACAAAAUGCACUGAAGAAACAAAUUAACUCAGUUAACAAGUUUAAGCUGAGAACAAGCAAGAAGCACUAUGACUUUCACAUUUUGGAAAGGGCAAGUUCUCAGUAACACAGCUACCUUUGGACCCUUCACCUCUGAUUGCUCUGCCCUCUCCCGACUCUGAUUGGCUUGGUAUUUGGAGCUUCUGUUAACAUUUAGAGACUCCUGGGAUGUGUGGUCAUGGGGUUAUAUCUUUUGGAAAAAAGCCAGUGAUCCAGAAAAGAGGGAAAAAGAGAUACACAUUUUACCCUACUGAUUAUAGAAAUCCACACCAGAAUGAUACAAAGUUAGCAGCUUUUUCUAAGGAAAUGCUGUUCAAAUGCCUCCUAACUUUUAUAGUUAUUUUGUUUUAUAUUUCUGAAUUCUUGUAUCAGAUCCAAAGCUCUAUUGUACAGCAAAUUAUUCUUCAAAAUUACUAUAACCAGUUGCAACCUGUAUUUCUUUUUGCAGCCAGCACAGUGUGACCCAGCUCAGGAUUUGGGGGGGUAAGAAUACAGGCAUGGAAUAACCAAGUCAGAAACCAUGUACCAUUCUUUUGGAGGGCUGAGGGUGCUGAAAGCCCACAAAUAAAAGAUGACCCUUCCCCUGAAUCUCUAAACAUAGAAACAUUUUCCAGAAGAUACAGAAAUCCCCAAUAGGAUCCCUUCCUUAUUCAUUUAGGUAGUAUGGAUGUUAAGUGUAAAGUAAAUUAUGUUCUUAAUGCUCUUAAUCAAACCACUUAAAUUCAGAGGGGAAUAGGAAUCAUCCAAGUCAGGAAAAUCUCACUU